CUGUUAUGCCUCCCCAGUUAUUUAUUCCUGAUGGCUUAGUGAGAUACGUGCCUGACCACAGACCGACCGACCACCCUGGACAGGCCUCAGAGAAGAGCCUUGUUGUUCCUAAGUGGAUUUUCCAGGCAGUCAGCUACUAGACUGGGAGCCAAAUUUACUUGACUGGUUUUAGUCAUCUCCAGUUGGUAGAGAGACCUCAGAUCUGAUCUGGUCAUGGCAGGACUCACAGUUCUCUUUCGCUUCCUCUACAUGGGCUUUCUGAGGGACAGGGGGAGACAGCAGGGGAGACCGCAGGGGAGACUGGCGCUAACGGACCAAAGUCAAACUUCUGAAGAGAAUGGGUUUCAUCGAAAUGAGGAGAUGAAGGCCGUAGACGUUCUGCCCAUCCUUAAAGAAAAGGUUGCCUUCAUAUCAGGUGGCCGAGAUAGACGUGGGGGUCCCGUCCUUACGUUCCCAGCCAGGCAGUAACCAUUGACCAGAAU
Messenger RNA from Salvelinus sp. IW2-2015, 482 nucleotides. The record is from RefSeq and is a predicted model, not a curated record. Lineage: Eukaryota; Metazoa; Chordata; Actinopteri; Salmoniformes; Salmonidae.